This is a messenger RNA of Talaromyces proteolyticus, 2339 nucleotides long. RefSeq names its product ankyrin repeat protein. The transcript is spliced from 2 exons. The coding region runs from base 253 to 2178 and encodes 641 amino acids. NCBI's taxonomy places the organism in Eukaryota, Fungi, Ascomycota, Eurotiomycetes, Eurotiales, Trichocomaceae. The record is from RefSeq and is a predicted model, not a curated record.
CAUGCAUUUCUUUCCCAGCACUGGGUACUUGCAGGAGACCAGAAUAAAUAAAUUAAGAAGAGCCUAAUUCUGGCUGUAUUCAGUCGGCCUACCAGUUUUUAUUCAAUAUUGCUUCGCUUCCUGUCGUGUCUGCUCCCCAGGAGAAAGCAGAAAGCUUAUCGGAUUGGAGGGGUAAGAUCGGCGAUAACGGAUAAAGCACGCAUAGAAUUCACGAUCCGCCCGCCGCACUUUUGUCAUCCACGCUUGUACGCCAUGGCGAGCAACGGGCCUCAGGCCGAGGACUUUCUGAAGAGGCCGCUCUAUGUAUACGACCUCCCGGCAGACUUGCUGUCUACUUUGACCAUUAAAUCCAGCACUUCCCUCCCUCCCACCGGAACUGUCACUCCAGCUACAUCGGAAUCAUCUGAAAAAGAGAAUGGAAUCCCGACCACGAACACAUGCACCCUCUGUCAAAUAUCCUUCCAGAAUGUGCAGGAGCACCGCGACCACGCGCGAUCGGAUCAUCACCGAUACAACAUCAAAGCUCAACUGCGGGGCAACCGACCUUUGACAGAAACCGAGUUCACGAAAGCUAUUGGCGACAUCGAUGAGUCGAUAUCAGGAUCAGAAAGCUCUGAGUCGGACGAGGAGGAAGACGAUCCUCGUUCCUCAGACUCCACAUUGGUGGCAUUGUUGAAAAAACAGGCGAAAAUCUCUCAAGAGACGGCAGGGAGUGAGGAGUCGCACAAAAAGGCAGGCGCCGGAAGACAGCCUAUUGUGUGGUUUUCCAGCUCAAAGCUCUCUCCAAACACAUCUCUUGGAGUGUAUAGAGCUCUUUUCACGAAUGAGGAACAAGACGAAGUCGAUCACAUGACGGAAUCAUUGCGCAAGAAGCAACUCCAACCCAUCAAGCGCGCAAAUAAUUCUGCACCUGCAGCUAGGUAUAGCGGGCCCCAUGUAUUUAUGUGCAUGAUCGGCGGUGGCCACUUUGCCGCCAUGAUUAUAGCACUCGCUCCUGAGGUACAAAAGCGAGGGGGGGUUGAGGAAAGGCAGGCUAAGGUUAUAGCGCAUAAAACAUUCCAUCGUUACACGACGCGCAGAAAACAGGGUGGCUCACAAUCAGCGAGCGAUGCCUCCAGGGGCGCUGCACAUUCGGCCGGGUCAGGCUUGCGAAGAUACAACGAAGCUGCACUAGAAAAAGAUAUUCGUGAUCUGCUGCGAGAUUGGAAGGAUAUGAUUGAUACAGCCCAGCUUGUCUUUGUGCGUGCCACAGGAAACACAAAUCGACGAACAUUAUUUGGCUCGUACGAAGGACAGGUUCUGAAGCAUAAUGAUCCUCGAAUGCGGAACUUUCCUUUCAGCACCCGCCGUGCGACACAGGCAGAGUUGAUGAGGUGCUUCAAGGAGCUAACAAGAGUAAAGGUCAGCCAGAUUGACGAGGCUGCCUUGGCUGCUGCCGAAGCCAAGCAGCGUGAGACAGUUUCGAAAUCCCCGAAGCCCGCCUCACAGCCAAAGAAGCCGAAGUUGUCGGAAGAAGACGAGGCUGCAAUGUUGCACACUUCCCAGAUCCAGGCUCUUAUCCGCCGCUCAAAGGCACCCGCUCUGCUGUCAUACAUCUCAAACAAUACCAUCUCCCCAUCAUUUAAAUUCUUCCCUGCAGAUUCGCUUCAAAACCAUCACUCUCCUACCCCUCUUCACCUUGCUGCGAACUCCGACUCUCCUGCGCUUGUCACAUCACUUUUAACAAAAGCAAGUUUUGAUCCUACCAUUCAGAAUGGGGAGGGUAAAACGCCUUUUGACCUCGCCAGAGACCGAGAUACGCGUGAUGCCUUUCGGGUUGCCCGGUAUGAACUAGGUGAAUCCGCCUGGGACUGGGAGGCGGCCCACGUACCCUCUCCCAUGGCUCGCGCAGAGGUUGACCGCCGCCAAGAGCAGGAGAGAGAGGAUGCUGCAAAAGAAGAGGCGAGUCGUCGUCAGGCUGAAAUGCAGCGGUUGAAGGCAGAAGAAGCUGCUAGUGCGGCGUCGGCUGAAAGUAAAAAGAAUGCAGGUGGUCGCAAGCUGGCAUCCUUGGAAAAGACUGCUGCAGAGAAAAGAGAAGAUGAAAUGCGAGGAAUGACGCCUGAAAUGAGGAUGCGAUUGGAAAGGGAGCGUCGAGCCCGGGCUGCGGAGGAGCGCAUUCGGAAGAUGCAAGGAAAGUGAUACCUGCAGCUAUUUUAGGUUUAAAUAUAACACCUCAUGGGUAUAUCCUCUUGGCAAAGAGUUUUCCCAAUUGUACCAGUUCACAUCAAUUGAUAUAUAAAUACAUAUGUAGAUGCGUGUAGUCCUUGAAUCUGAGUUGGCGGCAGUCGCCAAUAGUUGAC